Molecule: messenger RNA, 840 nt
Organism: Metarhizium robertsii ARSEF 23
Lineage: Eukaryota; Fungi; Ascomycota; Sordariomycetes; Hypocreales; Clavicipitaceae
Exons: 1
Coding region: 1-840 (279 amino acids)
Source: RefSeq, a predicted model, not a curated record
AUGGGGUUCUUCAAACCACUCAAGCCCAUCGAACCAGGAGUCGACCGCCUCUUCAAGGUUGCUAGAGCAUGGUCUUGCAUUAUUCAAUCUAUGGAGGAUCUUCCCAAAGACCUGCGCUGGGUUCUUGCAACUAUUUAUAAUUUUGCCAACGACAUGCUAUGUGCCAAACUGGGCGAAGACACCAUGUGGCGAAUGCGGCCGUGGCUAAUGUACUGGUAUGAUGUCGCAGACGCCUUAUUGGAAUUGCUCAACCUAUCAGCAACUGCUCCGGUUCCGGACUGGUUUCUACGACCUGGAUCUGAUACUUCCGACGAGGAAUGUGCAUCUGAAGCUGGAGCGAUGGUGACGCUUUGCCGCACAAAUUCAGUUACCUCAGAUGGUAAUUUGACUGUGCUCCACCAUGACACGUCAGGCCGGAAAAGUCGAUGGGCUCGCGAUAAUUCUUCCGGUCAUCAAUUAGGAAUCAGAGCCUGGAUAAACGCCCAGCCCGAUUGGGGUGCUGAGAGACAGUGCGUUCAUCCGACCCCAGAAAGAGGUGUUUGGGAGAAUAGGGUCGUCAGAUCCUCGCCACCAACACAAUCUGGAGGUUCUCGCCGGGUUACUUUUCGGUUUAACCCUGAAGCGAUGGAGUUCGACCCUCACCCAAACCUAACAACAUCGCCCGCCUCUGUCUCAUCUCGCAGCUCUUCGACUUGGUCAAUUGAGCCAACAGAAACUUUGGUAGACUAUGAAAGUACCAGUGAAGCCUCUAGGCUCUCGGCGACAGCGUGUUCCUAUGACUCUUUGGAGCAAAUUUUGACGUCACUUCGAGCUAGAACUCCUCCACCUUUUGGAGGCUGA